Aedes aegypti (yellow fever mosquito) is the source of this 518-nucleotide messenger RNA. RefSeq lists its product as uncharacterized. The transcript has 3 exons. The coding region runs from base 65 to 436 and encodes 123 amino acids. NCBI's taxonomy places the organism in Eukaryota, Metazoa, Arthropoda, Insecta, Diptera, Culicidae. The record is from RefSeq and is a predicted model, not a curated record.
GAACUAGUCUCCGCAUCAGUGAUCAACAGUUUCUUCCAGAAGGCACUGAGCCGCUCAAACGGAGAUGUCACGAAAUAUUCUCAUUGCCUCAGUGCUGGUGGUGGUUUUGUGCGCGUUUGUAGUCUCCGGGGCUCCAAUAAGCAAAUAUGACGAGUCAACCUUGGAUAUGGUGCAUGAGAAAAGAAUUGUUAAACUCAAACGAUUCAAUUUAAGAAAAAUACGCAGCAUGGUUGACCAGAACAGCUCUAUGGACAAAGAUGAAUUUGAAUAUUCAGAUGAAAAUGACGAGGUUGAUGCAUUUCCUCUAGAGCAGGAAAGGUUUAUGGAACAACCGGUCAAACCUUCGACUCCUGCCGCAUCGACCACAACGGAACGAGGAGUUUACACAACCGAAGCAAUUGAUGAUAAAUGUUUGUAUUCGUUAUGCGGAAAAUAAUGUAUUUUCAGCAUAUCCUUUGGAUUUGAGGAUUUUGUAAGGAUAAUAUUUAAUUUAAAUAUAACAUCCAGUCUCUCAAAAA